Molecule: messenger RNA, 472 nt
Organism: Vitis vinifera (wine grape)
Lineage: Eukaryota; Viridiplantae; Streptophyta; Magnoliopsida; Vitales; Vitaceae
Product: heavy metal-associated isoprenylated plant protein 16-like
Exons: 3
Coding region: 51-404 (117 amino acids)
Molecular function (GO): metal ion binding
Source: RefSeq, a predicted model, not a curated record
AGUCUUGGUAAUAUCAACAGACCUCAAGCCUAGUUUUCUUAAACAAGACCAUGAAGCAAAAGGUGGUGAUCAGUGUCUCCUUCAAUGGCAACAAGAAUUGUCAGUCCAAAGCCUUGAAGAUUGCAGCUGGUUUUUCAGGUGUUAACUCUACAGCAUUAGAAGGUGAGGACAAGAAUCAAAUUGUUGUUGUAGGUGAGAACAUCGAUGUGAUUGAGCUCGUAAAGAAGUUGAAGAAGAAGGUUGGAUUCUCUACACUCAAUAGUGUGACUCUGGUGGAUGGAGAAGAAAAAGAGGAGGACGAAGAAGAGAAGCCUAUUGAGUGGCCACACCAUCAAGUGGGCAUACCACAUUAUUACCUCUAUGAUGUUCCUUUAAAUCGCUCAAACGACUGUAGUAUCCUCUAAAAGAUAGAGAAGUUACUACAACAUUAUGUAACAAUAAAUUACCUAUAAAGGAAUAUUAUCUUAAGUAA